Molecule: messenger RNA, 1489 nt
Organism: Boeremia exigua
Lineage: Eukaryota; Fungi; Ascomycota; Dothideomycetes; Pleosporales; Didymellaceae
Exons: 3
Coding region: 198-1256 (352 amino acids)
Biological process (GO): regulation of DNA-templated transcription
Molecular function (GO): zinc ion binding; DNA-binding transcription factor activity, RNA polymerase II-specific
Source: RefSeq, a predicted model, not a curated record
CAAACGCCCACAUGUGAGACCUGACCUACCAAUUCUCACUCUGUCAACACACUUCCCGACGGAAAAGAUAUAUACCACAGCAGGAGUUCAUCAUUGCUCGAUUGUCACUAGAACUGGGGCUGCUUCGUUCUUAUCUGCGUCUGAUACUUAUAUCUGUCAUCACUAUUUUACAGCAGUUAUAUUGUGCUGAGUGACUAAUGCGAAGAGAACAUGUUUGUUCGAAGUGUACAGUUUCGUACGUCAAUAGAAGCCAUCUACGGCGACAUGAGGCAACACAUCAAGAUACCCCUGAGUACGAUUGUCCAGUUUGUACUAAAAGUUUUAGAAGACGCGACGUGGCUAGACGUCAUACAACGCAGUGCGCUUUAAAGACCGGACAAUCAGCGCCUGCACCAUUGCAGGCCGGCAGAAAGAAGCGAUCUUGCGAUAAUUGUGCUAGAACAAAGCUCGCCUGCGACCGAGACAUGCCAUGUCUUGUUUGUGAAGCGAAUCGCGUCCCGUGCACUUACAAUCGUCUGCGUCCCAAGCGGGAGCUUCCUCUGGCCGUGGAGGCGCAGCCAACUUUGGCGGGAGAUAUGAGAGCAUCCAGCCCUGGAUCAGUUUCCCUUAACUUUCAUCUGAAGUUUUCUAAUGUGGAAAAUGCACGGAGAUUCGACAUACAACGAAUUCUGGAUGAUGUCAUGGGCUAUUCUGAUGAUAUCGUAGAGUACCGAGAACUGCACAGGUGCAGUGAUUUUGAUCUGUCUUCUGGACUAAAGACAUGCUUGUCCGUCGAAAACUCGCUGCUCUUAUCAGACCAUCCUUCCGCCUGCUCAGCAGAGUCGCAAUUACGAACCUCAGAACCUCACACCGCCCACCUACGGACCGAAGGCUGCCAUCAGGGUCUCUCUAAAAAGAUUGACGAGGCCGUCGCUCGAUUCGUCUUCUCUCGAGAGUCCUAUAUUGGAACAGCAAUGUGUACACGUGAAACACAUCGGAUACGAACUCUUUUCAACAUCGACAAUUUCACGGCAUUUGUGGACACCUACUUUAAGUAUUGGCAUCCUCAUCUACCGAUUAUAUUAGUUCCAAGUUUCCAUAUUACGGAAGCUCAGGACACGCUACUCUUGGCGAUCUUCAUGGCGUGUUCGAUUUGUGCAGCUCCAAACGACUCUCACUUCGAGGCAGAUGAAUACUUUGAUAUCAUCGAAGAAUAUAUCUUUGACUCCGACGUAUUUCAAGAUUCAGCUGCUGGAUCUGUAGCUGGUAUAGGAUAAGGGAGAUCGAGAUGCUGCAGGCAGCGGUCAUUCUAACGAUGCUUCAACUAGACGCUCCGAGCCAUCAAGCCCGGCACCGAGCGCGAUCUGAGCGAUUGCCAAACAUGAUACGUGCUCUACGCGCCUUGGGCUUGACUAAUAGCGAUGGUGAUGGUCGUAAUCCGAGCUUUGUUGCGGGCAACACAGGCUAUGCGCUCGAUAUUACUGAGAAUGUGGCAAGGUAAGCAACUCUG